Molecule: messenger RNA, 375 nt
Organism: Lottia gigantea (owl limpet)
Lineage: Eukaryota; Metazoa; Mollusca; Gastropoda; Lottiidae
Exons: 5
Coding region: 1-375 (124 amino acids)
Source: RefSeq, a predicted model, not a curated record
AUGGAGUAUAAAUAUAUAUUGAUAUUAAUAGUUAUAGUUUAUUUACCAGUACUAAUUACAGCUAUUUCCACAGAUCCUGUAACAAAAGUGGAUCCUCGUGAACAAUCUGGAUAUCAGGAAGGUUUAGGAACUGGUAUUGGAAUUGGUAUUGGGAUAUUUGCUGUUAUUGUAAUUCUGGUUUUACUGACAAUAUUUAUAUAUAGAAAAUAUUAUCCAGCCAAUAAGAAAUUACCAGAAGAAAGUUAUGCAACGUUUUCCAAUAGAAUUCCAGAAGAUAGAACAUAUGAAGAUUUAAAUACCCGUCCUGAAGUUAAUGAUAACAAUCAACAUAAUUCUGGAGAUGUAAAAGAAGUUGAAAAUAUAAGAAGAACUUAA